Molecule: messenger RNA, 3076 nt
Organism: Myripristis murdjan (pinecone soldierfish)
Lineage: Eukaryota; Metazoa; Chordata; Actinopteri; Holocentriformes; Holocentridae
Gene: xkrx
Product: XK related X-linked
Exons: 3
Coding region: 631-2100 (489 amino acids)
Cellular component (GO): membrane
Source: RefSeq, a predicted model, not a curated record
ACGCAGCCGCUGUUUUGACUCUGCGCUCGGACCCCACAGCAGUCAGGGAGUCGCUGUGAUACAAACCACCGACGGGACGAGCAUGUCGGGACCCACCUGCCUCUCACAGCCUGUUUUGGGACCCCACCGCCGGGAGCCGCGCUCGGUGUCUCUGCUGUGACGAACAAUGGAUCCAUUCAAACCUUUCCAGUGCGACUUUCGACCGUAAUCAUCCGGAUAGAUAUCAUGACUGCACGGCGUUGCAGCGCUCAACUUUGCCGAUUCAACACAGCGACGGUGAGGCGUUAGUUUACAAACCCAUACCACCGCGGCCACACGGGGUGGUAACGCCACGUAUGACGAUAUCUGGGAGUAAAACAUUUGGGGGAUGACUUGGCUCUCUGUCACAGGAGCUAUGUGCACCACGGAGGGUUUUCUGUGUGUGUAAUUAGCGAUGAUUAACUCGAUGCCAAGAGAGUAACGCUAGCUUGUCAACGGGAAACGGCGCAGCACGGAGAAAUACUGAGUUUGUCUACAAUAAUGUGUGUGUGACGGCUUCCACGACAUAAAUCCGACGAGAGGGGCCGCGUUUGUUUAAGACAGAGGUUAUACUCGCUUUCUUUAAUUUCUGCACUUUUCGACCGAGUGGCCAUGGAGGAGGAGAGGGAGAUCUCCGACAUGGAGCAAUCCCAGCCGGACUCUGCCACGGUGGAAAACGGAGUCAUGCUGGUGGUCAAUCACAGUCACAUCAGGCCCCCCUUCAGCGUCGUCCUGGCCACGGUGCUGUACUGUGCCGAGUUUGUCUGCGCCUUGGUGCUCUGCAGAAAGUACCACGACACCGGCGAUACCAUCUGGAUGAGCUUCACCAUUGUUUUCGUACUGGUGCCGGCUGUGCUGAUCCAGUUGACGCUGACUUUCAUUCAUAGAGACUUGGGAAGAGACCGGCCUCUGGUCCUCUUCCUGCACCUGCUGCUCCUUGGCCCUCUUAUUAGGUGUUUUGAGGCACUGGUGGUCUAUUUCAAAGCAGGUAGAAAGGAGGAGCCUUACGUUACCAUUUCGAGGAAGAUUAGCCUGAAGAAGGGGCAGGGGAUACCUACGGAGUGGGAGAUUGGCCACUCAGAGCGCAAGCUGGCUGCUCACAGGAACGCCUUUAAACGCACCGCAGUGAUCCAGGCCUUUCUGGGCUCCACGCCUCAGCUCACGCUACAGCUGUAUGCCACCAUCCAGGAGAAAUAUGUGUUCAGCAAUAGAUUAAUUCUGAUGAUCAUCACCCUGAUCUCCAUCACAUAUGGCGCUCUGGUCUGCAGCGUUCUGGCCAUCCAGAUCAGAUAUGACGACUACAAGGUGCGGUUGCGCCCGGCAGCCUACUUCUGCAUGAUCGUGUGGAGAGGGCUGGAGAUAGCCACCCGCGUCACUGCUCUUGUCCUCUUCAGCACGGCACUCACCUACUAUGUGAUCCCUGUCGGCCUGGGUAACCUGCUGUUCUUCUUCUUCCUCCCCUGGGGUGAGUUCUGGGCCAAGAAGGGCUCGCUGCCCGAGAACAUUGAAAAAAACUUCUCCAAGCUGGGCACCACGGUGGUGCUGUGCAUGUUCACCCUCCUCUACGCCUGCAUCAACAUCUUCUGCUGGUCGGCGGUGCAGCUGGACCUCACCCAUCGAGAACUCAUAGAAAAGAAGCAGCGCUGGGACCGCCUGGCUACCUAUUACUGUGGCCGCUUUGUUGAAAAUUUCCUCCUCAUCACACUGUGGUACUUCUACAAAUCAGACUUCUAUGAAUAUGUGUGUGCCCCGCUGCUUGUGGUCCAGCUGCUGAUCUGUUACAGCCUGGCCGUGCUCUUUAUGCUGCUCUUCUACCAGUUCUGCCACCCCUGCAGACGCCUCUUCAGGUACAAUGUCCACGACUGCCUGCACUGUGUCUGCUGCCGAAAGGGGAAGGAAAGAGACAGGAGGCGGCGGGGGGAGCUGCCGCCCUCCUACUCCACUGCCGCUACCAUGGUGCUGGUGCCAGAGGAGCAGCUGGAACUGCAGGACACCCAAAAUUCACAACAACCCCCUGACAUCACCAGUCAGCUGGGUGAGCGGGAGACAGCCAUUAUUGAUGAUACUACGGAUGCAGCCUGAGGUGGACUUUGUGGGAAUUGUGUGACUUUUUUUUUUUUUUUUUUUACAUAGUUGCCUCAUGAACUGUAAAGUUCCCAAAUGCACACUGGGAGAGAUGGGAGGGACACAAAGGUGCUUCCACUGCACUACAAAGGACAGGGUUAGCACAGAAAUUAAGAGUUAUUUGGGCUAUUGGAAGAACAAAUGUGCACGCAGUGACCCUUUAUGUGAAUAAGCAAACCCUUGUGUUCGAGGAGAAGCCAUUUUUUUCUCAAGCUUGUUACAAAAAAAUUCACGGUGUCUUUACUGAGGAUGUCACAUACACUUAUGGCACCAGGAGGUCCCAGUAUACCAAAGAAUGUAGCAUGUUGAGAUAUGCAGUGAUGCACAAAGGCUGCCUUGAGAGAGCAGCAGUGGGUCAGGUAGACUGAGCCAGGUGUGUGGGAAACGUGCCAAGUGUCUCCGACCCUAAAGACUGCCCGGGACAUCCCCAGUUUACUUUCUCUCAGGAUGUUCACGUGUUACCCUUUUUCACAUUGCUCACAGCACUGCAAAUAUAUCUGCACCAGGUAAACUGGAGGUGCAACAUAAGGGCAAGAAACGGUCAGAUGAAGCAUUUCUCUUCUUCCUCAUACCCAACCGCUCCCACUGCACCGUUCUGUGAUGAAUGCCUUUUUAUUCACUGAUAAGGUUGCCUUGGUUUUCCUGUUUUGCUGUUUGCAAAAAGUGCUCAAAUGUCUGUAAAAUGAUUCUGCUGCAUAAGAUGACAGAAGAGUCUUAGGGAAUGCCAUUUGUGAACCAAGAAUUUGUGCAAAAUUUAUCAUUACAUUUGACGAUCCAUUAACCAGACUGACACUGCUACUGACACACAGCUCCUAAAAUACUGAGAUGUAUUUACUCUUUGCUCUCGUUUUUUUAUGUGUUGCCUUGAUUCUAUGCAUCAGUGCCUUGACUACUACUUUACUUGAAACUUAAAUAAAAUAAUAAUCUAACGUUA